GAGGGGAAAUUGUUCAAGAUGGGUCGGCAGACACCUCGCAGUGAAAUUACUCUCGGCUCACUCGCCGCGAAAAGUUGAAGUAGUCGUCUUUUCUUUUCCCAAACUCCUGCCCAUUCUCGACUUUCCACCCGAUCGGAUCACAAGGAAUUUAAUCGGGACUAGUGUGUUGGAAGCAACGAUGAUCGGAGCAAAUAAAAGCUAGAACGACGACCAGCUGUAGAAAAGGAGAUGCGAAAUGGCACUUCUGCUCGGCGCAGGAAUGUCAACCGCCAUGGCGGGCCUCUGGCUGAUGCCCCUCAUGCUUGCCGGAAUCGCCUAUCAUCGAUAUGAGACCGUCGACCCAGAGUCCAGGGUUCUCGACGCGUCCAACAAAAUUAGGGAAGAGUAUGACUUCAUCGUGAUUGGAGGGGGCUCAGCUGGAGCCGUAGUCGCAAAUAGACUGUCUGAAGUUCCUGAAUGGAAUGUGCUGCUGAUCGAAGCCGGUGGCGACGAAACGGAGAUUUCGGACGUGCCCGGUCUGGCCGGCUACCUGCAGCAGAGCGAGCUGGACUGGCAGUACCAGACGACGUCGUCCGAAUCGUCCUGCCUGGCCAUGCAUAACCGGCAGUGCAACUGGCCCCGCGGCAAGGUGCUCGGCGGAUCGUCAGUGCUCAACGCUAUGCUCUACGUUAGGGGCAACCGGCACGACUACGACCACUGGGAGCGGCUCGGCAACCCUGGCUGGAGCUACGACCACGUGCUUCCAUAUUUUAUCAAGUCUGAAGACAAUCGCAACCCCUACCUGGCCAAGACGCCGUACCACGGCACCGGAGGCUACCUGACCGUGCAGGAGAGUCCCUGGCACACGCCCCUCUCGCUCACCUUCCUACAGGCGUGCCACGAGCUCGGCUACGAGAACCGAGACAUCAACGGCGAGUUCCAAACGGGAUGCAUGAUAGCACAGGGAACGAUUAGGAGGGGUUCCCGCUGCUCCACAGCCAAGGCUUUCCUCAGGCCAGUCAACCUCAGGAAGAACCUCGAUAUUGCUCUCAAAACGUUUGUUUCAAAGGUCGUGGUCGACCCUACAAAGAAGCAAACAGUUGGAGUGGAGAUUUUGCAAAAGGGCAAGAGCAAACGCAUCAUCAGAGUAGGAAAGGAAGUCGUCCUGAGCGCGGGUGCCAUUGGCUCGCCGCAGAUCAUGAUGCUGUCCGGCAUCGGCCCGCCGGACCACCUGGCGCGCAUGAAGAUUCCACUUGUGCACGCUUUGCCAGGAGUCGGCGAGAACCUACAGGACCACAUUGGUCUCGGAGGACUGACGUUCAUCAUCGACCAGCCGUUUACGUUCACCAAGGAGCGAUUCCAAACAGUACCCGUUGCGUUGGAGUACAUUUUGAACGAAAGGGGACCUCUGUCUACGCUUGGUGGCGUCGAGGGAUUGGCAUUCGUCAACACAAAAUACGCCAACCACUCUGAAGACUUCCCUGACGUGCAGUUCCACUUUGCGCCAAGCUCGAUUAACUCGGACGGCGGCGAGCACAUCCGCAAGAUCGUCGGCCUUCGCGAUAUCGUGUACAACACAAUGUACAAGCCCCUGGUCGGCUCGGAGACGUGGACCAUCCUGCCGCUGCUGUUGCGGCCCAAGAGCUCUGGGACGAUCCGUCUGCGCAGUCGAAAUCCGCUGCACCACCCCAACAUCCGUCCCAAUUACCUGUCGCACCCGGAGGACGUGUACACCCUAAUCGAAGGCAUCCGCAUCGCCAUGCAAAUCUCCAACUCGACGGCGUUCAGGAAAUUCGGCUCGCGGCCGCACACCAUCCCGAUGCCCGGCUGCAAGAAGUACGCCUUCGACACCGACCCGUACUGGGAGUGCGCGCUACGCCACUUCACUUUCACCAUCUACCACCCGACAGGCACGUGCAAAAUGGGUCCAGCCUACGACCAGCUGGCCGUCGUCGACCACGAGCUCAGGGUGCACGGCGUCAAGGGCCUCAGGGUCAUGGACGCAUCCAUCAUGCCCAUGAUCGUCUCGGGCAACCCAAACGCACCAAUCAUCAUGAUCGGCGAGAAAGGCUCUGACAUGGUCAAGAAUGCGUGGUACCACUCAAAGGGCGACGAGGACAUCGACCAACUGCACGAGUUUGCCGACUCGGAAGAAAACCAGACCGUGGAAUAAGGACAGAAUCCUUCACGGCAAGAGCGGUUUCAGCUGGAAAUCAAACCAAGACUUGAUGUGUGCAAUUUCAAGAUUCACUAGGCAGAGAAUCAAUAAUUAUUUAUUCGCCAGUCCUAAGUUAGUUAGACCCUGUGCUCAAUUCCUGUUCGUUUUACUUUUACCCGAAAGUUCCGAGUCAGUAAGUUUGCUAUAUACUCUCGCCAGUUGAUAAGCUCUCUUUUGGAAAAAAAUACAAGCCAUAUUAUGCUUAGGCCACUGAUGAUGAGUGACUCGAGAAGUGCUACGAUUCGUUCGACAAAUCCGUGCGUCGAGAGAGCGCACGACCGACAACAACUGUCACUCUGAUCGGACAAAUUGUGCUGAAUUAUUGUUGCGUGAAUCGGGCGGCACUCGAGCGCCGCGGUGAUGUACAACACAGACGCAGAAAGUGAGUGUGUUUGGUCCGCAAAUCGUUCCGCGAAAGACAUAUUUUCUAAGGUAACAAGGCAUGAAAUUAGCCCUGCUGUCGCUGCUGUAUUAACGCAAUAAAUAAAUUUUAUUGGAGUAA
This is a messenger RNA of Cloeon dipterum, 2699 nucleotides long. Its product is annotated as glucose dehydrogenase [FAD, quinone]-like. The record is from RefSeq and is a predicted model, not a curated record. The transcript is spliced from 6 exons. Gene Ontology annotation, molecular function: flavin adenine dinucleotide binding; oxidoreductase activity, acting on CH-OH group of donors. Bases 236 to 2152 code for a protein of 638 amino acids. Lineage: Eukaryota; Metazoa; Arthropoda; Insecta; Ephemeroptera; Baetidae.